Molecule: messenger RNA, 618 nt
Organism: Pestalotiopsis fici W106-1
Lineage: Eukaryota; Fungi; Ascomycota; Sordariomycetes; Amphisphaeriales; Sporocadaceae
Exons: 2
Coding region: 1-618 (205 amino acids)
Source: RefSeq, a predicted model, not a curated record
AUGAGUGACCAUCGCACACACCCUCUCCUCGCUCAGAUCCCUCUGACGGUAUCUCCCUUUGUCAGUCUGCCUACCGCCGCCACAUUACCAUACACCUACAAGCCCAUGCCGUCGACGCUCCCACCGUCCAUCAGCGGCAUCACGACAACCUCGUCACCCACCGACACCGAUCCCUCGAAUCCCGCCUCCUCCUCGGCCGCCGCUACGGGCCCCAUUGACCACAAACCCCGCUACGUCGUCUCCACGUCGGGCCACGCCGCCCACCCCGACGACAUUAUUGCCUCGUGCCGCGCCCUGCAGUCCCACGUUGCCCAGAUGCAAGCCGACGCCGAGCGCGAGCUGCGCGAGCUGGACCAGCGCAUCCGUGAUCGCGAGCUCGCCGAGAAGCGCCGCGUUGCGCCCGGCUGGCUGGACAGCGAGUCCCGCCUGCUGGAGCCCGAGCGCAAGGCGGCCGAGGCCGAGGCAGACGGUAGUUGUGGCGGCGAGUUGAGCGCCGGGGAUGGAUUGGUGGCCGGUCAGUUUGCUCAAAUGAGUUUGGCGGAUCGGCAGGGCGCUUUGGAAAUGGCUGGCGAUAUUGACCAAGGGGCCGAGCUAGACCGUGCCUUUGGUGGCAAGUGA